AUGAUCUGGAGCCUGCAGAACAAACUGCGUUUGGGCACCGGCUCGUCCUCCAGUCUGACCGACCUCUCGAAAACCUCAGCAGCAGGAGGUGGAGGUGGAGGUGGAGGGGGAGGGGGAGGUGGAGGAGCAGGAGCGGGAGAGAAGGGAGCUGCGGCGCUGCCUGAGGAGUCUAGCAGGGAUAAAGGAACUCAGCAGAGGAGGGCCGGUGCCAACGCCACCUGGAACAGCAUCCACAACGCUGUGAUCUCAGUGUUCCAGAGGAAGGAGCUGGGAGAGAACGAGCUUUACACUCUGAACGAAGGAGUCAGGCAGCUGCUGAAGACCGAGCUGGGCUCUUUCUUCACCGAGUACCUUCAGAACCAGCUGCUCACCAAAGGCAUGGUCAUACUGAGAGACAAGAUCCGCUUCUAUGAAGGGGAAGGAGCCGUCGGUGCGACAGCUGGCUCUUCUUCACUUUAGGAACAUCAUCACCCUCAACCUGAAACUGGACGAGGCGCUGUCCCGACCCCGAGCCCGAGUCCCCCCCUCCAUCAUACAGAUGCUGAUGAUAUUACAGGGAGUCCAUGAAUCCAAAGGUUUAACAGAAAACUACCUUCGUCUGGAGGCUCUCAUCCAGAAGGUGGUUUCUCCGUACCUCGGAACUCACGGUUUAUACUCCAGAGACGAGUCCUCCAAUCAGCACUGCUCGUCCUGCCUGCUCGAAAAGCAUCUGUGGACCUCCUGGACCCCCAAAGCCGGAAGCGGCCUUCCUGUCAAGAACCCCGUGGUGCGUUCUAAGAGCUACAACAUUCCCAUGCUGACGCCCGUGGUGGAGCUCGACGCGGACUCGUCCGCAGGAAGUGCAGCCAGCGUCAGGCGCCACUCGGUGUGCGAGAUGCCGUCGUGUUUGGAGGAGAGCAGCCCGAAGGUCCGAUCUGCCUCCAGGAUGAAGAGCAGCAGCCGCACAUCCAGCCUCGCCAGCUCCUCCCCGACGUCCACAGGUUCUCCUGCUCUAACAGACAACCAGGACCAGCAGCCUUCACCCUGCAUCCUCCCCGAGUCCUCCCCGUGCGAAGAUGCUCUGUGCGCUGGCUCGCCGGAGUCCCCCUCCCCGCCGUCGUCCCCAUCCCCGAUGUCCCCGACAUCCCCGUCGUCCCCGUCCCCAUUGUCCCCCAGAGUUCUGGUCCAAGACACGAGCUCCAGUUCCAGCCCGGGGUCCAGCUUCGAGAUCAUGACGAUAGACUACAACGUGGAGUCGGAGCAGGACCAGGACGGCAUCUUCCUGGACUUCUCCUACCGCUGCUCCGGAGCCUCCAAACACAGCAGGGACAGCAAGAGGCAGAGCGUGGCCUGACACACACACACACACACACACACACACACACACACUCCACAUUUACAUGAGGAGUAAAAACUGCUGAGUCAUGAUGUGACCCCCUUCUGCCUUUUCCUAGAGACUCCAAAUCAUCAGGGACUUUUUCUAAACUGAACUAUUUUUCUACAAAAGUACUUUAUCAUAAAAAACAAACCACACUGAGCUUUUUAUUGUGAUUUCUCUCAAAUGUGAUUUUAACCUAAUGUGUAGACAGGGUUAUUAAAAAAAAAACACAGUGACGAUGCUGAAUCUCUUCAAUCUUGAAGCUGAAGUGUCAAACUGAAGCUCAACAUAUCAACAUAUUUUCAGAYUGUUGUUUAAGUUUCGUGUGAAUUUUUAAAGUUUGCCUCGAAAAGAACUUGAAUGUCUGGAUGUUCUGCUUUUUGUCUUCACAAAGCUUCAAAUCCUGCAGGAACAGAAGUGCCUUCUGCUGUUUGUGGCUUAAAAAAAUAAAUCCUCAUCGGUCAUGUUCUGCCACCAACCUGAUUAUCAGGGUCUUUUAUAA
This is a messenger RNA of Austrofundulus limnaeus, 1859 nucleotides long. Its product is annotated as proline-rich protein 5. The record is from RefSeq and is a predicted model, not a curated record. Lineage: Eukaryota; Metazoa; Chordata; Actinopteri; Cyprinodontiformes; Rivulidae. Gene Ontology annotation, cellular component: TORC2 complex. Gene Ontology annotation, biological process: TORC2 signaling.